UAUUUGUGUUACUCAUCCAGCUCAUCCUCGUAUCGUACAAAAUAUUUGUAGUUUUCUUUUGAUACAGCUCAAAAGGUCCGAAACAAACAUGUUUUCCACAAAUCCGAACUACACCAAACUGAAAACUCACCUGCGGCUUUCCAUAAAUCGUCUCAAAUUGUUGGAAAAGAAGAAAACGGAGCUGGCGCAGAAGGCUCGCAGGGAAAUUGCUGAAUAUAUUGCUGCGGGAAAGAGCGAACGGGCCAAGAUCCGUGUGGAACACAUUAUAAGAGAAGAUUACAUGGUAGAAGCCAUGGAGAUAGUAGAGAUGUAUUGUGACUUGAUCCUGGCCCGCUUCGGGCUGGUGACACAGAUGAAGGAACUAGAUGAGGGGCUAGCUGAGGCCAUUUCCAGCCUCGUUUGGGUUGCACCACGGAUGCACACUGAUGUCCAGGAACUUAAAAUUAUAUCCGACUUGUUGACAGCCAAGUACGGUAAGAUAUAUGCAGAUGCAUGCAGAAAUGAAAGCGUAAACACAAUCAGCGAGAAGCUGAAACACAAGCUGUCAGUUCAGAGCCCUCCCAAGAUACUGGUGGAGCGGUACCUUAUAGAGAUAGCUAAGAAUUACAAUGUGGAGUACACUCCGGAUGAGCAAGUGAUGAGGGAAGAAGAAGGGCGAGACGCGAUGCUGAUCGACAUCAAUGGCCCGCCCAUGCCGCCAGGGUUCAUAGGCUUCCCGCAGCCGCCGGCGCUGCCGCAGAUGCCUAAUCUGCCCCCGCCUACUGUCACACCUUUCAGUUAUCCUUCCGGUCCAUCUGGCGGCAAAGCGGGCGGGUUCAUUGCGUCGCCGCCAGGCCCGAGCCACCCGCCCAUGGGCUACAACCUGCCCCCUGGCGUUGAAUCGAAGGAUCUUAGCAACAGCUUCUUACAGGAAGAGAUGCACAACCUACCUCCUGCUUACGACAGUAUUAAUCAUGAUUUGCCCAGCCACGUGGACACCCCGAUGCCGCCAACUGCGCCGACGCCGCAGCCGCGCGCGCGCGUCCCCCCCCCCAGCAGCAGCAGCUACCCCGAGCUGCCCGAGCUGCCGUCCGUGCCGUCCGACAUCAUCCCCGCCCCGCCCGCCGACCGCCCCGCCGGGAAUCAUUCUAGCGCGCCCGACGAGAUCGACUUUGAUGACUUGAACAGACGCUUUGAGGAAUUGAAGAAGAAGAAGUAGAUUGCGGGGGUACAAGUUGACAUUGUUUAGUUAGGACUGAAGAAAUUGAGAUUUAUCGCUUUAUCUAAAUAAUUCACGUAGUUGAGCGAAGAGUCAUUGCGCUAAAGGGUUGUACACGUAAGUUAGGAUCGCGUCUCUCCUGUGAGUCCUAAUGCUAAGGGCUAAAGCCUAAUUUUCUUAUUAAAACAUCCGCAUAAAGAUGUACUACUGUACUAAUCCGUGUGCUAAAAUCAAUACUUCCAUUUUCCAAUUAUUGCCUACAAGAAUGACAAUCGGGUAUGAUCCUUACAGCGAAUGCUAAGCUCCUGGUAAUAUGCAUAAUUAUAGAACUCUCAAGCAAUGUUAACAAUAAUCUCAUUGUACUGUGACGGUUAUAAGCAUUAUAACUAAGUUAAUUUGGAGGGUCAUCAUCAUAAUAUCAUAGCUUUCUUAAGCUUUUAUAUAUAUUUUAGUUUACAUUUAAACUGACUACCGAAUGACUGUUAAAUUGUUCAUUCGGCAUAAACGUCAUGUAAGAGCCACGGCCACGGAUUGUUAUACAAAUCGUCUACUCGAACGAUACGCCGCAUGCGCUAAACCCAUGUCACAAAUGGUUACUCAUACAUUUUUUUUAAUGAAUUUUAUAUUUUUAUUUUCGUGUUUAUGUAGUUUAUCGACAAAUUCAUUCACAUCCAUCACAUUCCGAAUAAUGCAUCUCUCUUAAAGGGGCUCAUUGAUUAUCAGUCCGCCGGACUUAGUUCCGGAGUUCCUAACAACUGAAACGGCGGUUUCACUGAUAGGCCGAUAUCGUCCGGCAGACUGGUAAUCAGUGGGCCCCUUUAAGCACUAACGCUCAUAUCUUGAGACGCAAAGUACACAAACGUGUAACAGUCGGUACUAUUGCAGUCUUUGUGGUAUUGCAUUGGGUCUUUAAGAUUACCGUAUAACCCAACUAUAUAGGUAUAGCUCACAGCUCAAUUCGUAAUAGCAAUCUUCUUUUUGGUGUGAAAAUGUUUUGCCUUGAAACAGCAAAAUUCAAUAGGUAGUAGAUUGUUAACAGGUGGAAAGUGAACCAUAUCACUUGGUUACUUUUACCCGAGUUAAACACUACUUUUCAUUUCGACUAUGAAAGUCAAACACAAGAAAAGCGUUUCUCCAGAAACUUCCUGCCUCGCACAGCUAAACUGUGGAAUGAACUGUCGCCUGCGGUAUUUCCGGACCGAUACGACCUUCAAACCUUCAAGAAAAGAGCGUACUCCCAUCUUAAAGGCCGGCAACGCACUUACAACCCCUCGUGUUGCGGGUGUCCAUGGGCGGCGGUAAUCGCUUACCAUCAGAUGAUCCGUCUGCUCGUUUGCAUCCUAAAUCAUAAAAAAAAGAAACGGUUAAGAGAAUUAGGGACUGAAAUUCGCGCCAUUUACAUUUUGAUCGAAAAAAAAAAACUAAUACCAUAGACAAUCCGAUCUUAAAUUGGUUUGUGUCUAAAACAGCCUUAAUGUAACUAAUGCAAGUAUACACGCCUUAACCCUUAAAUGCAUAUUGUUGCCAAAUGUUUUGUUGUUUGUUGUUCUUAUUCUAUUCUAUUCUAAAUGUAUACAAAGCAAUAAUGAUGCAUAAUUAAUUACAAUACGCUUAAUUAAUUUAAUCAUGCAUUUAAGGGGUAUUGCACACUAAAAAAGGAGGCAACUAGCAACCUGAAGACUUUGCUAGGCUUCGUGGAGGAGCCGGGGUGGUUAGAGUAGCGCUACUUCGUUUCACGCAAAAUAGGCACAUUGGAUGUCGAUUUGCGGAAAAUGCCCAGCAUAACUAACUAACUAAGGGGUAUUUAAUCUACGCAAUAUUUUUAUUUAUAAAAAUUACAUUCGUUUUAAGACAAAAUGUCAGAAAAUUUGAAAAAAUCCUGAAUUUGAUGAUUUUUAGUAUGUGAUUUUGGACGUUUUUUUCGGGGUGUGUAUUCUAUAUUUAAAAAGUUUAUAAUAGGUGUAUUACAAAUAGUGUACCUUUCUGAUGUCAGUAAGAUUUUUCAUAUAUCUCUUGCUGAAAAUUAUAUAUUUACAUAAAUAUGAUUUAGCCUGUGCAACUUCUAACACUGAUUUUUCAGUGAAAAUCGAUGUUAUAAUUUUUUUACAAUUUUUCCCAUAAUCAGCAAACAAUUACGUGACAUAUAUUAAUAUCGGGCAAAAGGAAAAAAUCAUGCAUGGUUAAAAAAAGUGAAACUGAAUGAAUGAAUGAAUGUAAUGUAAAUAAUGUAAUGAUAACAUUUUAAACAUUCAUCGUCAUUUAUAUUGAUUUAUUAACUUUUUUUAAAAUAAUGCAAUUGACAUUUAGUUUCGAUAAUACUUGGUCUGAAAAUGCGGAUCUGCAGCGAAAGCUAAUAUGAGAGCUUUUAACUCAAUAAUAUGGCAUAUAUGGCUGUAUGGCGGCACCCUAGGUGGGAAAUGCAAUUCUCCCCCGGCUAUCAGCCUAUGAAAGGUGAAUUUCCGAAUAGGAGAGACGAAAACAAUAUUUACACCUAAACUAAGUUAUUCGAGUUGGUUUUGGACCGUAGUUGGAGGUUUUGUACUAUAGUUGGGUGGUUUUACGGUACUGUUGUAUGGGCGUAGAGCGUAGGUGCUCGGGGGUGGGGUUUAUAUCUACCUGUGACUGUGAGGUCGAGGUUUUGAAGUGUUAGUGAGUUUGAGUUAUCAAAUGAUUAUGUAAUCUUAAAAGUUUAAUGCUGAAGGUACAUACUUCUGAAUGUUGUAAAAUAAAAUUAUUUUUAUAAUAAAAUUAUUUAAUCUUUGCUAUUGAACAUAAACACCGCUGUUAUCGAUACGUAGCAACUGUAAAUUAUGUAUUAUAACUUUACAUAUUAAAUAAGAUUAUUAAAUAGUGUUUAUAUAUAAA
This is a messenger RNA of Cydia strobilella, 4063 nucleotides long. It is a transcript of the gene Ist1, whose product is annotated as IST1 homolog. Gene Ontology annotation, biological process: protein transport. Bases 89 to 1198 code for a protein of 369 amino acids. The record is from RefSeq and is a predicted model, not a curated record. The transcript is spliced from 7 exons. NCBI's taxonomy places the organism in Eukaryota, Metazoa, Arthropoda, Insecta, Lepidoptera, Tortricidae.